CUGACGCACUUCCGGAAGGCGGCAAGAUGGCGGCGCCCAUGGAAGUAGCGGUCUGCACGGACUCAGCGGCGCCGCUGUGGAGCUGCGUGGUGUGGGAGCUGCACUCGGGCGCCAACCUGCUCACCUACCGCGGCGGCCAGGCAGGCCCUCGCGGGCUGGCGCUGGUGAACGGCGAGUACCUGCUGGCGGCGCAGCUGGGCAAGAACUACAUCAGCGCCUGGGAGCUCCAACGCAAGGACCAGCUCCAACAGAAGAUCCUGUGUCCCGGCCCCGUCACUUGCCUGACCGCCUCCCCCGACGGCCUGUACGUGCUGGCAGGCAUCGCCGAGAGCCUCUACUUGUGGGAGGUAUCCACGGGCAACCUGCUGGUCAUCCUGAGCCGGCACUACCAGGACGUCACGUGCGUGCAGUUCUCGGGGGAUGGCAGCCACUUCCUGUCGGGGAGCAAGGACUGCCUGGCGCUGGCCUGGAGCCUCUGCAGUGUGCUGCAGGCUGACCCCUCCCGGCCCCCUGCCCCCCGCCACGUGUGGACCCGCCACACCCUCCCCAUCACAGACCUGCACUGCAGCGUCGGGGGGCCCUUGGCCCGAGUGGCCACCGCCUCGCUGGACCAGACUGUGAAGCUCUGGGAGAUGUCCUCGGGAGAGCUGCUGCUGUCUGUCCUCUUCGACGUGGGCAUCAUGGCAGUGACCAUGGACCUGGCCGAGCACCACAUGUUCUGCGGGGGCAGCGAUGGCUCCAUCUUCCAGGUGGACCUCUGCGCCUGGCCCGGCCAGAGAGAGAAGAGCUUCCGCCCCGAACAGGACGCCGGGAAGGUCUUCAAGGGACACCGGAACCAGGUGACCUGUCUCUCGGUGUCCACUGACGGCACGGUGCUGCUGUCUGGCUCCCACGACGAGACGGUGCGGCUCUGGGACGUUCAGAGCAAGCAGUGCAUCCGCACGGUGACGCUCAAAGGCCCAGUCACCAACGCUGCCAUCAUGCUGGCCCCCGUGGGCAUGCUGAGCUCCGACUUCAGGCCCAGCCUGCCCCUCCCGCACUUCAACAGGCACCUGCUAGGGGCGGAGCACGGGGACGAGCGCCACCGUGGGGGCCUCACCCUGCGCCUGGGCCUCCACCUGCAGGGGGCAGAGCCCAGCUGCCAGGAGCGAGGGGAGCAGCUGCAUGAGGUCAUGUGCUCCGCGAUGGAGAAGAGCGUGCUGGGGGGCCCGGACCGGCUGCGCAUCAGGGUGACAGAGCUGGAGGACGAGGUGCGCAACUUGCGGAAGAUCAACCGCGACCUGUUCGACUUCUCCACACGCAUCAUCACGCGGCCGGCCAAGUGAUGCGGCUGUGGUUCCCGGGAGUAUAGACCGUGGGCGGGCGGGCGGGGCGGACCCCUCUGGUUUUCUAACAA
This is a messenger RNA of Erinaceus europaeus (western European hedgehog), 1396 nucleotides long. RefSeq names its product WD repeat domain 18 (gene WDR18). The transcript is spliced from 10 exons. Gene Ontology annotation, molecular function: protein binding. The record is from RefSeq and is a predicted model, not a curated record. Lineage: Eukaryota; Metazoa; Chordata; Mammalia; Eulipotyphla; Erinaceidae. Gene Ontology annotation, cellular component: nuclear pre-replicative complex. The coding region runs from base 27 to 1325 and encodes 432 amino acids. Gene Ontology annotation, biological process: DNA-templated DNA replication; rRNA processing.